This is a messenger RNA of Mangifera indica (mango), 3004 nucleotides long. RefSeq names its product serine/threonine-protein phosphatase 7-like. Bases 650 to 2314 code for a protein of 554 amino acids. NCBI's taxonomy places the organism in Eukaryota, Viridiplantae, Streptophyta, Magnoliopsida, Sapindales, Anacardiaceae. Gene Ontology annotation, cellular component: cytosol; nucleus. The record is from RefSeq and is a predicted model, not a curated record. The transcript has 9 exons. Gene Ontology annotation, molecular function: protein serine/threonine phosphatase activity.
UAAAACGACAUACAACUUAACAUCUUUUGGUGUAUAACGACAAUGUCGUUUAUCUGUUAAUGUCUCUCGUCUCAGUAACCGACAGUCAAAUUCGUUGCCAACCUUCGGUGAUUCUGAAGGCUUCUUCUCCGGCCAGUGAUCCGUCGCUGUUGAGUUACGCUAUCUCUAAUUUUCUUCUUGCUAGAUCUCAAUUUCGAUCCUAGUUAUUGUUGUUUAGUUUUCGUUAAAUCUCCAUAUCGUUACGCUAUUAUCGCAUUUCUUUUCUUUCUUCAACUACUCUCUAUCUUUUUACUGCCUGCCUUUUGGCACACAUGAUCUUGCACUUUUUGAUAAUUAAUAAAUGAUAUUGGAAAAAAAUUUUGUUUGUGAUUUAAUAAUUUAUUUAUUUUGGUGGUUUGCAGUUAGUUUGUUGACUAGAAAUGGACCUCCUCGUAUUGCAAGGGGACGUUGAUGAGUUCAGAGAGAUUACGGGAAUCAUCAAUAGAGAUAUGGAUUUGGUUACUUUAAGUGAUGAGAAUCUUCGUCGUGUAUUUAUGAUUUUCGAAAUAGCAUUUGGAGUGGUCAAUGCGCGAACAAAGCCGUUUUAUGUUAAAUUUUGCAGGUUACAGAGGCGGAUUUGGACCAGUUAUGGUGUUCUAGUGUUGACAGCAUGGUGGCUGUGGCCAAGCAGGUAUUUGAUUAUGCAUCUGAGAUGACUUUUCAGGACUUAGAUGAACAGUGGAAGCAAGCAGUUCUGGGAAUGUUAAGAGGUGCGCGCAAUGUAAUCAGUAAACAAAGUGUGCUUAACUCAACUCAGCAAGGUGUAAUCGAGGAACUUCUAGCUGAAGUUGGUUUAACAAGAGAUGAGAGACUGUUAGUUAGUGAAUUAGAGAGCCAAAGCAAGGAACAUGACCUUUCUGUUGAAGCAUGCUGUAAGCCCUGUAUUUCAUGGCCUCGCAAUGGACGUAUAACCGUGGAGUGGAUUCAAGUUCUUAUUUCAACCUUAAAGUGGUCUUCGUGGAAAGACCCUAAGGAGUUCCAUAAUGUAAUUCCUGUCACUGUGGUGAAAAAAUUGAUUAAUGCUGCUUCAAAAAUCAUGAGAGGUGAAAAGAAUUGUGUCAAAAUCCAUGUUAAAGAGGAUUCAGAAGUUGUUAUAGUUGGUGACAUACAUGGACAAUUCCAUGACCUGAUUGCUCUUUUUGAAGAAAAUACUGGAUUUCCUUCUGAUCGUCAAUAUUUUGUCUUCAACGGUAAUUAUGUUGGUGGAGGCUCAUGGGGUUUGGAAGUACUUCUAGUUUUGUUGGCUUGGAAGGUCCUGAUUCCUCAUAGGGUAUUUUUACUCCGUGGAAAUCAUGAAUCAAAAGAUUGCACAUUGACAAAUGGUUUCUGGUCAGAGAUAUGCACCAAAUUUGGCUUAAAGGAGUGCAAAAGUGUCUAUGAUAAAUGCUUGGAGAGUUUUAAAGCAUUUCCAUUGGCCUCAGUCAUUGCUAAUAGCCUUUACACAACACAUGGGGGACUAUUUCGUAGCGAAGGCAGUGGCAGUUCAAAAAGUUCUAAAAGUGUAAAGAGAAGAAAGUUGAAUACUUUAUGUUUGGGUUCUUUAAAGGAGCUAGCUAAAGUUAAUAGAUUUCUUGAAGAUGUGCCCGAAAAUAGUUUAUUGGCCGAUGUUCUAUGGUCUGACCCAUCUUUGGAAACUGGAAUUAGGGAAAACAAAGAUAAAAGAUCAGGUCUGCUGUGGGGUCCUGAUUAUACUGAGGAGUUCCUAAGUGAAAACCAUUUAAAGUUGAUUAUAAGAUCACAUGAGGGUCCUGAUGCAAGGACUGGUCAUGAAGAUUCUAGAAAUUUAUUAAAUGGGUACAGCAAAGAUCACGAUGUAGCAUCAGGGCAAUUAUAUACUCUGUUCACUGCUCCAAGUUAUGCACAGUUUGGUGGAUUUGAUAAUGUAGGAGCAUAUGCAGUCAUAAAGCCUCCUAAGUUUGAUUCUCCUAUAUUCCUGCCACUCAAAGCAGCCAAAAGACCCGAGGCACCUCUUUAUGAUAGUUUUCUUUAUGAAGACUUUGAUUCGGAUGGAGCAGAAGAUUUUGUAUCAACGGAUUCUGAGGAGGAACACAACUUGACAUUGAGGGAUGCUAUUGAACCACGAGACAUGACUUUGAUGGAGACCAACAUAGAACUCAAUAAAAAGAUGCUAGCUCAAGGAGAAAAAAUAAAACAAUUGGAGAGCCUUGUUGAAGAGUUAAGAAAAGAGCAGGGUGAUCGCGCAAAGAGGAUGGAAGACAUGUUAAGUACUCUUUUACAGCAAUCAUCUCACAAAGGUUGUGGCAAAGGUUCAUGAAUAUCAGAAGAUAGACCUCAGAAGUGAACUGUAGUUACAUAACAGGAAGCACUGGCAGCAAGUGAUUUAUAAGGCAAGAGAAACUUUAUGGUAGUUGGUAGCUUUCGAAGUCAACAAACGUAAAAGAUAAUAUGAACAGGGGAGUAUGUUGAAGAAUUUAAGGUGGAUGAUCACUGUUGGAAUCAAAUCUUGAAAUUUUCCAGAUUAGGGCAAAGUUUUGGUCAAUUCUGUACUUCAUGAAUCAACUGAGGUAAGGUAGGAGCAGAGUGCAACUCAGAACUUCCAAUUUAAAACUAGCAGUGCUUGUGAUGGAGAAGAAGUGUUAGAAGAUUGGCAACAUGGGAUGAGAUGAAGAUCUUUGAAACGUUGAUGUUCUAUUAGGAAUCUUCUUUUUUACGAGAGUGUAGUAUUGUUUAGGAGAAUUUAGCCUUCGGAUGAAUGUUUUGUAUGCAUAUCAGAAGCCAAAAGCAGUUUGACAAUGCUUUAACUGGAAAGUGUAUAUCAUCAUCGACAAUUUGGUGUAUCCACAGAAAGAAUUGGGAAAAUUCAACAUGUCUGGGAAAGAUGUAUAGGUUAUAUUCUCCAGAACAGUAGUUAGACUGAUCUAAACUCUGCCAUCUUAUGUGGUGGAAGCAUUGAGCUGAAAAUAAAUGAAAGCACAGAGAUGCGUUCUAGUGUCGAAUUUCAAGA